AUGAAAAACUAAUCUAGGAAAAAGGACGAGACAAUGGAAAAAAAAAAAAAAAAAAAACCUGAAAAGAGGGCUUAAAGCUGUGACGAUAUAAAGUAAUCGUGGUUAUGGUGGGAAGAGUGUACGGGAACGGCGGGAGGCCAACCAUGGUUAGCGAAAGGCAGCAUAAUCUGCGGACAACAGUCUCUACUCUACCCUCUAAUCUCCCCCAAGAUCAAUACACAGCCUAGGGCCCCGAGGCCACUUAUCCACCAUUGCCAACUGUUCGCUCCCACAUUCUUUCUUCUUCUGCCGACUCUUCUCUCUGCAUUGAACUUGAUUUACUCCAUCAUCGAAGCAUCUCUGAGCUCAGACCAGACCACCAACUCUCGCCAAAACUUCAAUUUCGGAAGAUCUCAAAAUCGAAAUCGAUCGGGAUGGGAAUUUCGAGCAUGUCGUCUCCGUCCGAUGGAAUACUGUGCUUGAUUCUGGUGACCACCGCCAUAUCGAUCGUCGUCGUGAAAGGCGUUGUCCGGUCCUUUCUGCAGGUGGUUGGCAUCAACCUGCCAUCAGAUUCCGAAAUUGAGCUCUCGUUGGAAUCCGAUGAGUGUCGCGGGAUCCCCUCCGACUCCUACAUGGACGCAUUCCGCCACCGCACGCCGGCGGUGCGCUUCGACUCCGUGGCCGGCGGGAAGUGGGCGGAGCAAGAGUGUUGCGUGUGCCUGCGUGGGUUCGAACCCCACUCCGAGAUCAACAGCCUCUCUUGCGGCCAUCUCUUCCACAAAAUGUGCUUGGAGAGGUGGCUUAACUACUGGAACGUCACCUGCCCCCUCUGCCGGACACCCUUCAUGCCGGAAGAGGAGGCAGCGGCGGAGGAGAGUGGGGAUGAAACGACGCCGUGCGCCUGAAAGGAGUCAUCGUGUACAGCUUAGUGAACAAGAAGGCCAGUUAAUACAUUACACGCGUAUGAAUCGGUGGCACCUGGGCCUGGGCCUGGGCCUCCCCAGGCCCAUCUUUUUUUAAUUUUUUGUGUUUUGGGGGUUAAUGGGUUAUCUUAUGAUAUGAUGUUGGGUGUUGUGAUGUACACGUGGCCGUGGGGAUGACCUUUUGGAGGCACUUUUUGUCUUCAAGUUCAGCGUUGUGACUUAUGGAAAUUAUAGUUCUACUUA
Malania oleifera is the source of this 1145-nucleotide messenger RNA. RefSeq names its product probable E3 ubiquitin-protein ligase XERICO. The record is from RefSeq and is a predicted model, not a curated record. The transcript has 2 exons. Lineage: Eukaryota; Viridiplantae; Streptophyta; Magnoliopsida; Santalales; Ximeniaceae. Bases 414 to 884 code for a protein of 156 amino acids.